GAGUCCUGAGGCGGGACCUCUAAGCGCUUCUCGGCGUCGCCCGGUAUCAGGUGUCCGCGUGGCGAGGCGGGAGGACGAACCGUCAAGGAGCCCCCAGACCCAAUGCGCCAGCCCCGCAAGGCUGCCGGCAGCCGCCGCUGAGGAGUUGGGGGCGGCACCCGGGGCACUCCCCCUGCCGCCGUUGCCAGGGGCUCGGAAACCGGUUGGUUCGGUCCGGAGACGCGGAGUCGUGUCCCGGGGCGUUGGCCCGGGCGGCGCAGGCUGCGGCCAGAUGCGCUUUCCGGACCGCGGAAGGUCGGCUCUGCCUCGCUGAGCGCCGGGGGGAGGCGGCGGCCCGGAAGGUGCCCACGGCCUGAGUCCUGAGCAUAUCUGUUAAGAUGCCUUAGAAAAAGAACCAUGGAGAAAUACAUUAGAGUACAGAAGAUUGGAGAAGGUUCAUUUGGAAAAGCCAUUCUUGUCAGAUCUACAGAAGAUGGCAGACAGUAUGUCAUCAAAGAAAUUAAUAUCUCAAGGAUGUCCAAUAAAGAGAGGGAAGAAUCAAGGAGAGAAGUUGCAGUGCUAGCGAACAUGCGGCAUCCAAAUAUUGUCCAGUAUAGAGAAUCAUUUGAAGAAAAUGGCUCUCUCUACAUAGUGAUGGAUUACUGUGAAGGAGGGGAUCUGUUCAAAAGAAUAAAUGCUCAGAAGGGCAUUUUGUUUCAAGAGGACCAGAUUUUGGACUGGUUUGUACAGAUAUGUUUGGCCCUAAAACAUGUACAUGAUAGAAAAAUUCUUCAUCGAGACAUAAAAUCACAGAACAUAUUUUUAACCAGAGAUGGAACAAUACAACUUGGAGAUUUUGGAAUCGCUAGAGUUCUUAAUAGUACUGUAGAGCUGGCUCGAACUUGCAUAGGGACCCCAUACUACUUGUCACCUGAAAUCUGUGAAAAUAAACCUUAUAAUAAUAAAAGUGAUAUUUGGGCUCUGGGGUGUGUCCUUUAUGAGAUGUGCACACUUAAACAUGCAUUUGAAGCUGGCAAUAUGAAAAACCUGGUACUGAAGAUAAUAUCUGGAUCUUUUCCGCCUGUGUCUUUGCAUUAUUCUUACGAUCUCCGCAGUUUACUCUCUCAGUUAUUUAAAAGAAAUCCUAGGGAUAGACCAUCAGUCAACUCCAUAUUGGAGAAAGGUUUUAUAGCCAAACGCAUUGAAAAGUUUCUCUCCCCUCAGCUUAUUGCAGAAGAAUUUUGUCUAAAAACAUUUUCCAAGUUUGGAGCACAACCUCUACCACCUAAAAGACCAGCUUCAGGACAAAGCUUGGCUUCUAUUGUGUCUGCUCAGAAAAUUACAAAGCCUGCUGCUAAAUAUGGAAUACCUUUAACAAAUAAGAAAUAUAUAGAUAAAAAAUUGCAUGAAAGGAAACCACUCCAGAAAUAUAAACAGGCCCAUCAAACCCCAGUGAAGAAAGUGAAUCCUGGAGAAGAAAGGAGGAAACUGUUUGAGGAAGCACCAAGAAAAAGAAGAUUGGAAUUGAGUGAAAAAGAAAAGAAACCUAAGGAUCAGGUUAGUCUGCUGAAGGCUGAGCAGGUGAAAAGACAGGAAAAGGAAAGGUUGGAGAGAAUAAAUAGGGCCAGGGAACAAGGCUGGAGAAAUGUGCUGAGUGCUGGUGGAAGCGGUGAAAUGAAGGCUCCCUUUUUGGGCAGUGGAGGGGCCAUGGCUCCAUCAUCCUUUUCCUCUCGAGGACAGUAUGAACAUUACCACGCUAUUUUUGAUCAAAUGCAGCGACAAAGAGCAGAAGAUAAUGAAGCUAAAUGGAAAGGAGAAAUGCAUGGCCAGAGGCUUCCAGAAAGGCAGAAGGGGCAUCCAGCUAUGGAAAGAGCAAAACAAGUAGAAGAGUUUCUACAGCGAAGACGGGAAGCAAAGCAGAACAAAGCUCGGGCCGAGGGGCAUAUGGGCAUCCUGCACAACCUGGCAGCUCUCUAUGGAGGCAGGCCCAGCUCUUCACGAGGAGGGAAGCCGAGAAACAAAGAGGAAGAGGUAUAUUUGGCAAGACUAAGACAAAUAAGAUUGCAGAAUUUCAAUGAACGCCAACAGAUUAGAGCCAAGCUUCGUGGUGAAAAGAAGGAAACUGACAGCUCUGAAGAUCAAGAAGGAAGUGAGGAGGCCGAUGUGAGGCGUAAAAAAGUGGAAGCCCUGAAGGCCCAGGCAAGUGCCCGUGCAGCCGUCCUGAAGGAGCAGCUUGAGCGCAAGCGGAAGGAGGCAUACGAGAGAGAGAAGAAGGUGUGGGAGGAGCAUUUGGUGGCCAAGGGAAUAAAGAACUCUGAUGUGUCUCCGCCUUCAGGGCAGCAGGAAAUGGGGGGUUCUCCAUCAAAGCAGCCGAUGAGACCUGUUAUUUCUGUGACUUCAGCUUUGAAGGAAGUGUGCAUGGACCGAAGUCUAACUGAUGCCCAGGAAACCUCAGAAGAAACGCAGAAGAGUAACAGCGCUGUUUCAAGUAAACGAGAAAUACUACGUAGAUUAAAUCAAAAUCUUAAAGUUCAAGAAGAUGAAAAGGGAAGGCAGAGUCGUCCUGAAACGGGUACAGUAGCUGUUCAUGAAGAUGCCAAAGAGCUGGAAAAAGAAAAGUCAGUUCCAUCGGAUCGAAAGAAGUGGGAGACAGGAGGCCAGCUUGUGCUUCCCGUGGGUGAACUGGCCCUGGACGCUUCCUUCUCUGGGACAGGAAAAGAUACAGUGGGAGAGGUUAUUAAAUUAGAUCCUAGCGGAUCUCCAAGAAAAGUCUGGGGGAAAAGUCCUACAGAUUCUGUUCUGAGGAUACUUGGAGAAGCUGAACUACAACUUCAGACAGAACUAUUGGAAAACACAACUAUUAGAAGUGAGAUUCCUCCUGAAAGCGAGAAUUGCAAAUCCUUAAUUAUUGAAGAAGAAAAAGUAAAAUGUAUUCCACUUGAAAUGAACCCAUCAGCUACUCUUGAUUCUUCUGUUGAGACAAACACUCCAAACAUUAGUGAAGCAUCUCCACAGACAGCAUUGAAACCAGAAGGAGAUUUGGAGGAGCCUGAUGACUUGGAGGCAGAAGUGCUGCAGGAGCCAAGUGGAGCAGACAGAGAUGGUGGUUUGCCCCAACCCGUUCUCGACAUGUGGGUCACUGAGAGAGAAGGAGCAGAGGAGGUUGAAUUGGAAGAUAGGAUCACCAUUCAGCAAAAUGAACUUUCUGAAGAUAAAGCCCCGAGCAGUGUGGAUCACCUUAGUGAGGUUCAUGUAGAACCUGGAGUGGAUGAUUCUCCACCUUCUAAGCAUGAUAUAGAUAAAUCUAUGCAACCAGAACCAUUUUUCCAUAAAGUGGUUUAUUCUGAGCAUCUGAAGGCAGUUUCUCAGGUUCAGUCAGUUCUCUGUUCACCAGAAGAAUCCUUUCCACUUCGAUCUCACUCUGAUUCACCACCAAGAAAUAAAAAACAGAAUUCCUUGCUGAUUGGACUUUCAACUGGUCUAUUUGAUGCAAACAACCCAAAGAUGUUGCGGACAUGUUCACUUCCAGACCUCUCCAGACUGUUCAGAACACUGAUGGAUGUUCCCACCGUGGGAGAUGGACGUCAGGACAAUCUUGAAAUGGAAGAUGAGCAUGUUAAGGAAGGACCGUCAGACUCUGAGGACAUUGUGUUUGAAGAGGCUGACACAGACUUACAGGAGCUCCAAGCCUCCAUGGAGCAGCUGCUGCGGGAGCAGCCAGGGGAGGACUACAGCGAAGAGGAGGAGUCAGGCUUGAAGACCAGUGAUGACGCCGAGCAGGCUGCCAACGGCACGGACGCGGGCGAGGAGGAUGACAACCCCAGCAGCGAGAGCGCCCUCAAUGAGGAGUGGCACUCGGAUAACAGUGAUGGGGAGAUAACUAGUGAAUGUGAAUACGAUAGUGUCUUUAAUCAUUUAGAGGAACUGAGGCUUCACCUGGAACAGGAAAUAGGCUUCGAAAAGUUCUUUGAGGUUUAUGAAAAAAUAAAGGCUGUUCAUGAAGACGAAGAUGAAAAUAUUGAGAUUUGUUCAACAAUAGUUCAGAAUAUUUUGGGAAAUGAACAUCAGCAUCUUUAUGCCAAGAUUCUUCAUUUAGUCAUGGCAGAUGGAGCCUAUCAAGAAGAUGGAGUGUGACCUCCCGUCUCAUGCACUGUGGUGGCUUUUCAGAGUGUUUAUGGAGGCUCCUGGGUGCCUGGCACUCUAUUUUUGUGGCCAGUGAAGGGCAUGACAUGUUGUGUACCAUGUCCUUAGGAAAAAGACAUAGGAAAGAAGGUGUAAAGCCAUACAUAAAAUGCUCAUCCUGAAAUGUUCACAGUGCAGUAGGGGCUAGAGAAGGGAGGUUGGAUUCGGAGAAAUGAAAAGAGACGUAGAGGAUGUGACUUGUGGGGAAAAGAACAAAACAGCAAUUACUGUGUUAGGAUAGACUGACCAUACUAGGAGCUUCCUGUAGAAGAUUAGUCUUUGUGAUGAGACACUGUGACAUGUUUAAGACACAAGGAUGAAACCAGUGAAGGAUUUAGAAGUGAAAGGACAGUGUAGUGGAAGAAGCACUUUGUGGUGAGAAUUCCGGCCAUGGUGCCAUGUGUUGCAGCCGUAGCGAGAUGGGAAGGAGCACUUGAUGGAAACAGUAGAGGUAUUUGGGCAUGAGGAGGUGAGAACCUGGACUGCAUGUUCAGAGGAGCGCUCAGAUGACCUAUUUCAGAGGCAGGAUUUUAUUAAAAUAUGUGGUAUUUGGACUCAUGAAAAAUUAAGUUUGCUAAAAUCAGAAUUCAAGAGUAUUUUAUUUUGGGAGAGACUUUAUAAUUAUGUAGACUUAUUUACAUUGACUAUUAGCUCAGCAAAAAAUCUUUCUUGAAUGGCUUUAAUGGAGGUAAAAGUCUUGUUAAAAUUCUAAUAGUCAUUGUUAAAUCAAAACUAGAAAAUCUUUCAGGUACAGUAAGUACUCUUACAGCUUUAAAACCUACUGCAUUUUCAUUACUUUUCUUCAUAAGCCCACAGAGUAACUGCCAGGCCAUUAGCGGCAAGGAACCAAUUGAAUGUAAACCAACUUCCUUUAUAACAGUUCGUGCUACCUGUGUGCCUGUUUAUGUAGUAGUUAAGAAUUAUCACAGAUAGACAGGCACAAACAGAAUCAUGUUUCAUACUCACAGUGGUUGCUAUGGAACCUGUCAAUAGAAAUUUAAGGGAUCUCUUCUUUAUUAAAAAAAAGAAGUCAAUGGACAAUAAUACCACUUUGGGGAAAAAAACGCAAGAACGUACUUAUCCAAAUAAAUGUUUACUGUCUUCGAAGCAGAGAUACAGACUUAUUCUAAUGAAGAUACUCCAUUACACAAAAUGUCUUGAAACUUCUCUUUCACAAAUUCCCUAACAUCUUAUAUACCAUAUUCUUUUGAUUGUCUUUCUUGAUACACAUCCAUUCUGAGAGCUUUCAAUUUUUUUGAGAAAAGCUUAAAGUUACUUGCCAUCAAGUUUAGUAAAUAAAGUAGGUAAUCAAGAUAAAUAAUAUGUGGUCUUUUUGUUUUAAGUAUCUUCCCAUGCAGUAAUGAGCCUAAUUGUUACAGUGCGUUUAUAAACUGAUUCUGAAUAUUUUGAACGUGAAAGUGAAAGUAGCUCAGUCAUGUCCAGCUCUCUGCAAUCC
Messenger RNA from Capra hircus (goat), 5617 nucleotides. It is a transcript of the gene NEK1, whose product is annotated as NIMA related kinase 1. Gene Ontology annotation, molecular function: protein kinase activity; ATP binding. The record is from RefSeq and is a predicted model, not a curated record. Bases 397 to 4113 code for a protein of 1238 amino acids. Gene Ontology annotation, biological process: protein phosphorylation. NCBI's taxonomy places the organism in Eukaryota, Metazoa, Chordata, Mammalia, Artiodactyla, Bovidae. The transcript is spliced from 34 exons.